Hypomesus transpacificus is the source of this 3052-nucleotide messenger RNA. RefSeq names its product centrosomal protein 104 (gene cep104). The coding region runs from base 139 to 2988 and encodes 949 amino acids. Gene Ontology annotation, cellular component: cilium. Lineage: Eukaryota; Metazoa; Chordata; Actinopteri; Osmeriformes; Osmeridae. The transcript has 22 exons. The record is from RefSeq and is a predicted model, not a curated record.
AAAGACCACAGUCCCUUGCGUUCUAAACUGGAAAUGCGCAUGUCAGAUUCCGGUUGUUGUCAGUGGUGGUUAUGGAGAUGAAAUGGGACCUGGACAAGCUGUCAAAAUUGUUCUGAUGUUAAUGUGUGUCUCGGAAAGAUGCCCCGGAAGAUAGGAUUUGUGGUGGUCAGCUCUUCAGGCCACGAAGACAGUUACAGUGCCAAGGAGCUGAUGGUCCAUGCUCCUACAGUUAAUGGUUGGAGGUCAACUAGGUUAUGCCCGUACCCCCAGCAGGUCACUCUACAGCUGGUGGAGCGCAGCAGGGUGCGCAAGCUGCAGCUUCUGGCCCACCAGUACCUAAUUUCAGCCAAGAUUGAAUUUCACAUUGGGGACAGUCUACCAGAGACCCACUCCUCUGAGCACUCCGGACCGCUCCGCAGACUGGGAUACGUGUCUCUGUCCGACAAUGAGAAGACUGGUUUCAAAGCUCGAGAGCUGAAGUCUGUUCAUGUGGACGCGAUUGGAACGUACCUUCGCAUAACCUUCCACAGAAAUCACAUAAACCGCUACAAUGUCUACAAUCAGGUUGCAUUGGUUGCCAUAAAUGUUUUGGGGAAUUCUAUGGAUGGCAAUGAUAUUAACACAAUUCCCAGCCGAGAGCAGCUGAUAGAGCAUUACCUCAGCAGCUCCCAGCACGAGGGUGCUCUGGAUGGGACUUACAUGGGUAAAUGUGAGUCCAUCUCCCCUCUGGAUGACCUGGCCUUCGACAUGUACCAGGACCCAGAGGUGGCCCACAUCAUCCGCCUGCUGGAUGACAAGAAGCAGGACAUGGUCCACCUGGAGCGAUACGACCUUGCCAAGACACUGAAGCAGGCUAUCGCUGACCUGCAGAAGGUGGGGGAGCGUUUGGGUCGCUACGACGUGGAGAAGAGGUGUGCCAUAGAGAAGGAAGACUAUGACACAGCCAAGAGGAAGAAGGAGCAGAUGGAGGAGUACAGGACGACUGUGUACCAGCAACUGGAGGUUCACAAUCUGCUGGACAUGAACACAAUUACCAGAGCCGUGGAGUCGUCCCCGAGCCAGGAUCACCCCUCCCCCACUCCCAGACACCGGCCCCCAGGCAUCAAGCCCAGGGUGUCCAUGGAGACCUUGAGCAAGGGAAAGAAACAGGAGUCUAUGCCCAGGCAGGUUGAGCAGGUGACUCCACCCAGACCUGCCAGCCCUCCACAGCCCCAGCCCCCCUCCCCCCGUGCCCACCCUGACGUACCACGCACAGACGUCAUCACCCUGCCUUAUGAUGAGAGGCCUCUACCUGCUCUGCAGAAGGAGAGGCCAGGGGAGACGCCCCAAGGCCAGCAUGAGGAGUCCCCUCUGCCCCUGGAGCCUCCGGCUAGCCCCCGCAGCCCAGGGGUGGGUGCCGUGAGCGGGGAGCCUGAGCCUCUCACAGAGAGAGCUCAGAGAGAGGCCAGCUUCCCCAUAGAGGUGUAUGGAGAUGGCCUGGUAGCGGGGGCCUAUUCAAAAACCUGGUCAUACCGUGAAGAUGCCUUGUUGGCUGUUUACAAGAGGCUGUCUGAAGUCCCCCCAGGGACCCCCAAGGAGGAGCUGAGGAACAUGAUGAGGGCAGCAGUGUUCCUGGUCAAGAAGGCCCUCCUGGACAAGGUGUCAUCUGUGUUCAAGGCAUCUCUGAAGCUGCUGAGAAUGCUGCUGACCCAGUUGAUCCCAGGCCAGGGGCUGGGCAGGGUGGAGGUAGCCCACUGUGUGGAGCAGACCUGGCCUAAUCUGCUCUCCAGAACGGGGGACUCAGCUACCAGGCUAAGGGCCAUGGCAACAGCCUUCAUUCAAGAUAUGGCCCUGUUCAAAGAGGUGCGAUCCCUUCAGGUGGUCCCGGGUGAACUGGUGAAGCCCUUCAAGAUCAACUUCCCUGGACGCCUGGCCCUAAGUAGGGCUAAGCUACUGGACAAGCUUCUUGGAGAGUUGGGCACAGUUAACUCUGGCUUCACCCUGGACAAUGUUAUGAAGUUCUGUACAGCUGCACUCGAGCACAGUGCGUCUGAGGUAAGAGAGCUGGCCGUCCACAUCAUCCUGGCCAUGUACCACAAGCACAAGACUGGCGUCCUUAGCUACCUCCCGCCUAACGACGGUGCCACGCGCAAAAACAUCCUUUACAAGAGUAUAUUUGACGGCUUUGCCAAGAUCGAUGGGCGACCCAUUGAAACACAGAUGUCAAAGAAGGGGGGAGCCCAGCAGGAGGGAGAGAAGGAGAAGGAGGAGAUCCGAACUCUUCAGGAGCAGCUUGCUGCCUUGAAGGAGAUCAGUGAAAGGGGAAAGGAGAAUUCCAAAGGACAAGAGAAAGAAGCAUCCAAGGUUGCCAAAACAGCUGUAAGAAAGGCUCCCCAAAACAAGACCUCUGAUCCAGGAGAUAAUCAAUCAACGACUGUCAGCUAUUUAGACAAUCUGUGCAUUUUCUGUGGAGGAAAGGAUGCAUCUUUCACUGAAGAUGGCCUGGAUCUUCACUACUGGAAGCACUGUCCAAUGCUACAACGCUGUGACCAGUGCAGACAGGUGGUUGAAAUAGCUAGCUUCACAGAGCAUCUUCUGGGGGAGUGUGAAGGCAGAGCGGGAUUCAGCCAGUGUCCUCGCUGCUCUGAGGCAGUAUCCACCAAUGAGCUGGCUCGCCACGCCCAAGGUCCCGCCUGUAACCCCCCGGUUUCAGGAAAAGGAUCCAACCACUGUCCGUUGUGUCAUGGCAACUUCAUGCCUGGAGAGGAGGCAUGGAAGGCCCACCUCAUGGGCCAGGAGGGCUGUAAACAAAACUCACGGAGGACUGCGGUACCCCAGAGAACCCAGCAGGCACAAGGGAAGCCAGGCAGUGAAACGAAGCUGAAGCAGGCCUGGUCUGUUGGAGCUAGAGGCAGAGGCAGGCCCAUGGGCAGAGGAAGCAGGAUCCCUGCCCUGGCACGUGGAGCCAGUCGAUCCCAAACCAACCGCCACAUGCCAGCCAAGUGGUGAAUGAGUACCUUAGACAUCAUCUUCUUAUAACCCCUAAUCUUUCACUUUUCCUUUCCUCAGAAUG